UUGAAUGCGGCAUGGCGUGGCUACAUUGAGCAAACAGCGAUCGAAUGGAAAUAUGGUCACAGCAAUGGCAAAUCCCAGCUCUAUAAUGUGUGCUCAGUUGAGUGGAUCGGCGGUGGUGCAGGUGCUCGUGCUGGCGGUGGUGCUAGUGAUGCUAUCGGCUCCACCGGCCAGUGAAAGUGCCAAGCUCCCGGACCGCCAAUAUCCCGCUGGAGUGGAUUUCUUCGAGCACGAGUUCACCAGUUUGGCGGCAGACGAAUACGACCCCUUUGGCCCCGAUAUUGGCGAUGAUGACUUGGGAAUCGACGAUCCGGAGACAAUGCCUCGCCUGUUUCAAGGAGACAUUGCCAUCGAUCCGUACACCUAUAUCACUCUUCGUCUGGGGGUAAAUCCAAUGAGACAUCCAAAACGACUCUGGCCGAAUGGAACGAUUCCCUUCGAGAUCAGUCCACGCUACGCCAAUCCGGAAAGGGAGGCUAUAAUUCAGGCCGUGAAAACCUUCAAUUCCCUAACUUGCGUGCGGUUUGUGCCCUACGAUGGAGAGGUGGAUGACUACCUCUUGAUCGAGCCACCUGUGGAAGGGCCCCAAGGAUGCUGGUCCUAUGUGGGAAGAAGGGGGGGAGAGCAGGUGGUGUCCCUCCAAAGACCCGAUGACAACAGUGCCCACUGUUUCAGCAGCGAGGGAAGAAUAAUGCACGAACUGAUGCAUGCCAUAGGCAUAUAUCACGAACAAUCCCGAGCCGAUCGCGACAACUUUGUGAAGAUCCACUGGGACAAUAUCGUCCCUCGAUUCAGAAAGAACUUCAAACUGGUCUCGAAGAAAAAGGGGAAGUACGCCUUCGAUUACGACUACAAUUCAGUGAUGCACUACGGGGAGUUUUACUUCAGCAAGCGGAAGGGCGAGAAACCCACCAUGACCCCUUUGCAGCCAGGAGUUAGGAUCGGACAGCGAAAGACCAUUAGCAAGAUCGACUGCCUCAAGAUCAACGAGUUGUACGGAUGUCUGCAAGGUCGGAGGGCCAAAAUGUACCGCAGCUUCUGCCAUCUACUUGGUCUGUAAAUGCAUUCUGAUCCAGAGAUUUUAUAAAUCACAUUGAUUUGUUAUUUAAUAAAUUAAUUCGUAGACUUUAAUAAACUGUCUCCAGUGUUGUGUGAAACGGAAGAGGAAAAACAUACAUAAAAGUGGAACUAGUAAAAAAAUUAUAAAAAUCAAUUCUUGGAAAUUAGACCCGAAUACUUUAAAUCUUCACAAUAAUAGGGAAAAUGCAUUAAGGGCCGGCUUCUCGUCUUCAUACCACAUAUAAAGAUCAAACAUUUCAAAACAUUCAAGCUGAACAUCUGCUUUAAAUUUAAAUUAUAAAUUUGAGGGUAUAUUUACUUUGUUAAAACCUAUGUUGCACGUAGUAGAAAGCGUAUUCGAUUAUAAAAAGUAUAUACAUAUGUAUAUUCUUGAUCAGGAUAACUAGUCGUUGAGAUUUCGGAAACUAAAAGAGUCAAAGAUUCAGUAUUUCACGCCCAUUCUAACAUUCCCAAAUCGCAAAAUUCUGUCAUGUCACUCUGAAUUAUUGUAGA
Drosophila rhopaloa is the source of this 1569-nucleotide messenger RNA. RefSeq names its product hatching enzyme 1.2. Gene Ontology annotation, biological process: proteolysis. The record is from RefSeq and is a predicted model, not a curated record. Gene Ontology annotation, molecular function: zinc ion binding; metalloendopeptidase activity. The coding region runs from base 5 to 1057 and encodes 350 amino acids. The transcript has 2 exons. Lineage: Eukaryota; Metazoa; Arthropoda; Insecta; Diptera; Drosophilidae.